AUAGUUUGAUUUUCUCUGCAUCUCUCUGAGCCAAUAAUGUAGAGGGGACUGUUGUGCACAUCUCAGCUGGCAGACAUUUAAAAGGGAGACAGUCCGGCGCUGGAGCAAUUUGUAUUAAACCCCCCUGGCCCCUGUCUAUGGAGCGCGUAGUCUCCCACCCAUUAGCAGUCCCACCAGCGUACAGCCGACAGCAGUAGGUGCUGAUCACCUCGGAGGGUGCCGAAGAGGACUCAUUCAGGAUUAGAUCAUCGCACUUGUGACAGUGGAGGCUUGCGCAGGAUGGCCAGCUCGACGCAUAUCCUCUGUAGUAUGGUUUUCAUCAUCGGGUUGCUUUCCUCUCCCGUGGAUGCCAAAAGAAACCGAGGUUCACAAGGCGCCAUCCCUCAUCCUGACAAAAACAACCCAAACGAAUCGGAGCAGCAACCACAGCCUCCACAGGCGGGCUCCGGGUCCCGGCAGAGGCAGGGCUCAUCCUCACCGGCCGACGAGGUGCUGGAGUCCAGCCAGGAAGCGCUCCACGUGACGGAGCGCCAGUAUUUGAAACGGGACUGGUGCAAGACGCAGCCCCUCAAGCAGACCAUCCACGAGGAGGGCUGCGUCAGCCGCACCAUCAUCAACCGCUUCUGUUACGGACAGUGCAACUCCUUCUACAUCCCCCGGCACAUCCGCAGGGAGGAGGGGGCUUUUCAGUCCUGCUCGUUUUGUAAGCCAAAGCGUUUCACCACCAUGACGUUUACUUUGAACUGUCCGGACCAGCAGCCCCCAACCAAAAAGAAACGCAUUCAGCGCGUCAAACAGUGCCGCUGUAUAUCCAUCGAUCUGGACUAAAGGCGCACAGAAACACGCUGAAUGUUUCUCAUUGCGUUUUACUUUAUGGACUGGACUGAAAUGCUGUGUCAGCAAAGAGCACGUGCCUGCCUCCAACUAGGAGGAGGCAUCCGUUCGAGCAUCUUUAGGCUACAUGGAUUCUUCUCUUGCACAAUGCGUGAACACAUAGGAUAUAAAACAAACAAACAAACAAACAAACAAAAAAUCAACAAAAAAACAGAUGUUGAUCUGUAGAGUUGAACUCCUCACUUCUUUGUAAAAAACAUCACUGCACGGGAACGCUGACUUUGAAUGAGCACGUUUUACGCACGGCUUCCUCACCCAGUGAUGACUGCAGAACCCGAGUUUUAUUCAACACAUCACUCUUUUUUGAAAGCGCAUUGUGGCAGGACCUUAUUUCUGCUUCUGGCUGUUUUUCUAUGAGUUUAUUUUUUAGUCUAACUGGAGGUUUCCACUGUGUGGAAUUUGAUGGAUUACACGUGAUAUUUGUAAAUAGAAAAUGUGAUUUUAUUUCCUUAUUACAAGAAUCUUUUGAGGUUGACUGAUUUCUUUGGAUUUCGAAGUAAUUGUUUUUGGUAAGGUUUAUUGUAGACGUUUUUUAUUUAGUUAGAAUAAAGAAUGUACAGUGAUUGCUUCUACAGCGUCCAGGUUAAAUAGUUGUAAAAUGUACAGCCAACUUUAAUGUUACCGGUUUGAUUUCCCCUUUGGUUAAAUUAUCCCUGGAAACUUAGAAUAAACGGAUGUUGGAAAAUUGGGAUUGUUUCCCCUGAUGUAAUGUGUGUAAAAACCAUGUUGAAUCAUCACCUGCUUCUCUCAUCUUCACUGGCUCUCAGAUGCCUGGAAACCAAUCCCAGAAAAUCCUUUAGUUUGAUGGGAAAAGAUGCCCUUUUAGAGGUUUGAAUUAAGCCUUGAUAUUGGCCCAAUCUAUGCAAUUGGAGAUUAUGAUUUGAUAGUAGAUUUUAUAGGGGAUUUCUGGUUACAGGGCACAAACUUGAUUUGUUGCAAAUCUGAUGUUCUUGCUUAGAAAAGACACUAUUCUAUCACAGUCAUACUUAUUGGUUUAACCUCUCUUUAAUUGAAGCGCCAAAGAUGUAAAUCUCCUGUCAAAAUAAAAGUUUUUUUUUAAAUCAG
Cheilinus undulatus (humphead wrasse) is the source of this 1959-nucleotide messenger RNA. It is a transcript of the gene grem1b, whose product is annotated as gremlin 1b. Gene Ontology annotation, molecular function: receptor ligand activity; BMP binding. The transcript is spliced from 2 exons. Bases 280 to 828 code for a protein of 182 amino acids. NCBI's taxonomy places the organism in Eukaryota, Metazoa, Chordata, Actinopteri, Labriformes, Labridae. Gene Ontology annotation, biological process: animal organ morphogenesis. The record is from RefSeq and is a predicted model, not a curated record.